GGAUCCUGAAGGACUAUGUUCUCAAUAUUAGGAACGAAAACUGAUGAUUGAGGGGCAUACCAAAGAACUCAUACAUGGUCCCUUAGUUGUGCAUGUGCUGGACAUCUUGUUCCAAUUCUACACUCUAAAUUUAGGUUCUCAUCUGAAUUGCCAAUUGAGUGGUGGCACUCCUGGGAUGAAUGUCGUUCUGUUUUGCGUAAGAGGAUCCUCUGAGCUGUCUGGGCACAUAGGAGGCGAAAAUGGCAUAGGCUUUGGUUGUUAAGUUAAACGUGCAGAUGGAAAAUUUAAUCUAGUUAACAAAUUUGUCCUAGAGUA
Molecule: messenger RNA, 315 nt
Organism: Linum trigynum
Lineage: Eukaryota; Viridiplantae; Streptophyta; Magnoliopsida; Malpighiales; Linaceae
Source: the annotation of a GenBank genome assembly